GAUGCCUGCGGUUUUGCUCGUCCCCGUGCCAUAGGCCAAGAGCUAAUAAGAGGAUCCCUAGGAUUCCCUAACACCUUAAGUAGCAACCAACGAUCAACAGUGAAAUCACAUCACAAGGGCUGCGAUUGGUUGAGUCAUUAAAACUAACCAUAAAAUGCAUAAGCCGUUUGCAUAACUUGAAGUCCGAGUAUAAAUAAAAUACGACAACCUCCUUAUCAAUCUUGCAUCGUGAUCUUGAAUCCUCGAGCUUUUCGCAAUGGCGGGGUUUUUACAACAAAUUGGAGCUACGCUCAACGCGUAUGAUAUUUUACGUCUAGUUUUUAUCGUUAUUUUACUCGGCAUCUCUCACCAAUGCCUUAAGGCUAUAUAUAAUCUAUAUUUUCAUCCACUUCGACAUAUUCCAGGACCGCCACUAUGGAUCGCAUUCCCCAUUACGAGAAUUGUCGGCAUGGUGCAGGGAAAGGCCGAGUUUCAAAUGCGUGAAGCCCAUGAUAAAUAUGGUGAAGCUAUUCGCGUUUCUCCAGACCAACUUUCCUUCAUUAACCCCCAAGCAUGGAAGGAUAUAUAUGGCCAUGGCCAUGCAGAGUUCCCGAAAAGUUAUCCAAAGGGAAUUAAUAUGGACACGAAGAAAAUCAUCUCAGCGAAUUCUUCGGACCACUUCCGCUUUCGACGGGCGAUGUUGCCUGCCUUUUCUGACAAAGCUCUUGGACAACAGGAACCGCUUAUCAAAGUGUACGUCGACUUAUUAGUCGAGCGACUACGUGAAGUAGCCCGAACAGGCCAAUCAACCGACAUGGUUCGGUGGUAUAACUUCACAACCUUCGAUUUAAUUGCCGAUUUGGCAUUUGGUACUCCUUUGCAAGGUUUGGCGGAGGGAAAAUCGAAUGCCUGGCUCGAAAACAUUGCCAAAUUGAUGAGGUACAUGCCUAUGCUGGUUUUAAUCGGUUUCACCCCUAUGCUGGGCCUGAUUUUGAAGCUCGUUGCUGGUUCCAAAGCCCGCAAUUCUCAAGCUGCUCAUCAUGCUCUCGUUGCUAAGCUUGUCAACGAUCGUAUCUAUCAUAGGAAGCAAGCCGACCGGGGCGAUUUCAUGGAUUACAUAAUGCGCUCCCGUGGCCAGGCGCACGAAUUGACGGAUCCUGAGUUGAUCGCUAAUAGUGAUUUGCUUGUGGUGGCUGGAUCGGAGACGACGGCGACACUUUUGAGUGGCGCAACAUAUUGGUUACUGAGAACCCCAUAUGCGCUCAAAAGAGUAACAGAGGAAGUCCGCACCGCAUUCCAAUCCGAGGACGAAAUUACUUUUAAAGAUGCGAGCUCUAAACUGCCGUACAUGAUAGCCUGCCUCGACGAAGCUUUGCGACUUUUCCCUCCCGUUCCACUACGUCUCGCCCGUGCAGUGCCGCGCGGUCCUCCUGUGCAAAUUGCCGGGUUAACGGUUCCUGAAAAGACUGUUGUCGGCGUCCACCACCUUGCAGCUUACCACUCUGAGCUUAACUUCCACAGAGCACGGGAAUUCAUCCCAGAACGAUGGCUACACGAAUCCACCUCGAAUCCAGCUUCGCCUUUCUAUGGCGAUCGCCGCGAUGUUCAUCGCCCAUUUUCUUUUGGACCGCGAGACUGUAUUGGGCGAAAUUUAGCCUACCAUGAGAUGCGCCUAAUCCUAGCCAGAGUAUUAUGGAAUUUUGACCUGACACUCGAUCAAAGUAUCGGGAAAUGGGAAGAUCAGAAGAUCUACAGCCUAUGGGAGAAGCCUCCCCUUAAGGUCUUUUUGAGAGAACGAAAGGCAUGAGUUUUACGAGUUUGAUACCUCUCUAUUGAACAUACAAGACCAGAAAGUACUCUAUAUGAGUGUAUAUAAUCGAAACCCCGCCGCUUUAUCAUACCCAGGUACAUACCCCUCCCAUCUAUCAACAUAGUACUUCAUACAUAUUCUAUACCCAAUCCACAACACCAUAUUUCCACUCGUUGUAUCAUACGUAUGUGGUAUCUUGUGCCCUCUUUAUACCAAAGUAUCGAUACUCGAAGUAAGACGCAAUAGCCGCCCAGAACGUGAGAAAUCUAGAACACAUACUUGUUAGGGACUAUACGUGCGGGGGGUCUACUGAUAGGGCAUCGGACUUACAAUAGGGCGAUUGCCAGCAAUGCUAAGAUCCAGCUCACUGCACAUGAGCCACCAACGCAAGCCUGCGCAUUCGUCGAUAGCAAAAGACCCAUCAUUA
Molecule: messenger RNA, 2216 nt
Organism: Hypoxylon trugodes
Lineage: Eukaryota; Fungi; Ascomycota; Sordariomycetes; Xylariales; Hypoxylaceae
Product: cytochrome P450
Exons: 3
Coding region: 257-1786 (509 amino acids)
Molecular function (GO): monooxygenase activity; oxidoreductase activity, acting on paired donors, with incorporation or reduction of molecular oxygen; heme binding
Source: RefSeq, a predicted model, not a curated record